CCUACAUGUAGCGCCAGGCCCCCUUAUCUUCUACAAGCGAGGACGAAUACGUUGAGAAAUUCGUAAAUUUUCUUUCUCCUCGUCGGGAGACGCGCAAAUUCAUAUCUAUUCCGCCCUCCUAUAUCCCCAAGAAUUUGACAUCACCAAAGGGCUGCAGGAACAUAAACAGUCGCAAUGAGUGCAGCGUGGCUCACUCCACCAGUUCAAUUGACUGGCAUGCGCAUGUUCGAAUGCGGCGAUCUGACGGCUGAACAGUGCAGCUACUACAAGGAACGAUGGCACUUUUGGUACAUUGCCGACUACGUGUUUGCUCUCCCGACUGUAGCAUUUUUCAUGAGCGCCAUUGGGAUUUUCAUCAUAGGCUACGGUGCUUCUCUGCUUCUCCACAUCACUCGCGUUUCGGAAAAAGCAUUCGUCGGAAGAAGACUUGUUGCAGCUGUUCGCUACCUGUCUUAUCGUGGCUUUCACAUUCGAAAGCUGAAUUGGAAUUCAGCCCCAGUCGGCGUGCUAUCUCUGGGGUUCGCGGGCACGAUUUUCUUUUUCUGUAUGGAUUUGGCUCCAAAGCCGUACUAUUGGUCUGACGAAAUCUACGGCGGCUCGCCUCCUCUGGCAACGAGAUCGGGAUGGAUGGCGCUCGGUUGCAUGCCUUUUGUCUUCGCUACGGCAAGUAAGACGAACUGGAUCACGCUAUGUACAGGAGUAUCCCACGAAAGACUCCAGGUCUUUCAUCGAUGGAUAGCUUAUGCGUUUUUUAUUCUUGCGCUAUUGCAUACAUUUCCGUUCAUUGUGUACCACAUUCACUGGCAUGAUAUGGAGGCACAUUUCUCUGAGAGUUUACUCUUCUACUGGACCGGAAUUGUCGCCAUCAUCUUUCAAGCGUGGCUCACUUUUGCGUCUCACAGUACCAUUCGGAAGCUAGGAUAUGAAUUCUUCAAAUUGACACAUUUCUUAGCUGUGGUUGUGUUCGUGGUCACAUUCUUCUGGCAUUGUGAUUAUACCUUAACAUCAUGGCACUACUUCAUAGCUACAGCCGCCAUAUAUGUACCCUGCUACGUCUAUCCCUGGAUACGAACCGGUUUUCAAUAUGGGAUGAUCCAGCAAGCUCAGAUUGCCGUGGAAGAUAAUGGCUUUACACGAAUCAAGAUACCGGCGAAAUUCACUUGGAAGCCUGGACAGCAUUGUUUUCUACGAUUCACCAGCUUUGGUCUCGCGGCUGCACUGUCGAGUCAUCCAUUUACGAUAUGCUCGUCACCUCCUUUCACAUCCGACGAGAAGCCAGAACUCGUCUUCUACAUUCGCCAUCAACGAGGCUUCACUGAGAAGCUAUAUAGGCAUGCACUUGAAAACCCAAACAACAGCGUUCCAGUUCUCGUCGACGGACCGUACGGAGGAAUAAAUGCAGGCACCUAUCAUGAAGCUGAUCACCACUUGGUCAUAGCUGGAGGGUCGGGAGCCGGUUGGUGUUUGCCUUUCAUUGAACAUUUCCUGAGAUCUAGCUUUUCGGUAGGAGAUGAAGAACAUGCAAACGAAUUGCCUCAUGUGGGUACAAAGGAGGCAAUUUCCGUGAUUCACGAGAAAGGCCAGGUUCUUGGAAAAGCCGUCACGCUUCGAGUAAUUCUUGCUACUCGGGAUGUCAGCAGCCGUCUGUGGUUUUUGAGCACUGUAGAGGCAUUGUUUUCAAAAUAUGGUGCCACGAAUUCAGCGUCACAUAUUUCUGUUCAAGUAUACCUGACAGGGACUGCGGCAGAUGAAGCGAUCCCAACCAAAGAGGUGUCAAAGGAUUCCGAAAGCUGUUCCCAAGGAUCAAACUCACCAGCUGACAGAAUUAAUGUGCCUGUUGUUGGGCAGCAAGCAAUUACUCUUGGAGCCGAGACGAAGGGACGACCUCCCCUGCGAACUAUUAUCCAUGAGGAGGCAUGUAAAGCGGCCAAGGCCCGAGAAUCGCUCAAUGUCUUCGUUUGCGGGCCUACUACAAUGCAGAAUGAUGUUCGUAAUGCUGUAGCCUACGAGAACCUUGAAAUAAUCAAGGGCUCGAAGGCCAAGGCCGUUUACUUACAUUCUGAGCACUUCUCGUGGGCAUAAGUGCUGGCGUUUGAGAUCGAGUGUCUUGCCAUGUGGCUGUCCAUAAGAUAGAAGGAUGAAGAUGCAAAGAGAAUGCAACUGAUGGAUUUAAACGCCCGAACUAUCAUCGUGACUUACCCUGAACAUGGAUCAAAAGGUUCUAGAUAGAUGGCCGGCGAAGAAUGGCAGCGUUCUACAUUCUUUGAUACUCAAGUCUUCGGGCUAACCAACAACCGAU
Verruconis gallopava is the source of this 2299-nucleotide messenger RNA. RefSeq lists its product as uncharacterized. Bases 175 to 2082 code for a protein of 635 amino acids. Lineage: Eukaryota; Fungi; Ascomycota; Dothideomycetes; Venturiales; Sympoventuriaceae. Gene Ontology annotation, cellular component: plasma membrane. The transcript is spliced from 6 exons. Gene Ontology annotation, molecular function: ferric-chelate reductase activity. The record is from RefSeq and is a predicted model, not a curated record. Gene Ontology annotation, biological process: iron ion transport; intracellular iron ion homeostasis; copper ion import.